ACAAGCAAUCCAACAUGGCGACUCACAUGUCGAGGUGCCGAAGCUGGAGUCGUGUUCAAAGGUUUGGGAUCGCAGCUUACAGAAAGUACAGCAGUGGUGGCGGAUACCCGAAUAUCUCCCUCUCCUUACCGCUGCCUGGGAUCCCCAAACCAGUGUUUGCGUCUGUGGAUGGUCAAGAAAAAUAUGAGACCAGGAUCACCACUCUAGAAAAUGGCCUCAAAGUCGCUUCCCAAAACAAGUUUGGUCAAUUCUGCACAGUUGGAAUUUUAAUAAACUCUGGAUCCAGACAUGAAGCAAAGUACCCAAGUGGAAUAGCACACUUCAUAGAGAAACUCGCCUUUUCUUCCACAGCACAGUACGGGAGUAAAGAUGAAAUCCUUCUCACAUUGGAAAAACACGGGGGGAUAUGUGACUGCCAAACAUCAAGAGACACCACCAUGUACGCUGUGUCUGCUGAAGUGAAGGGUCUGGACACUGUGGUCAAUCUCCUGUCUGAUGCCGUCUUGCAGCCUCGCCUGCUGGAUGAUGAGAUCGAGAUGACCAAAAUGGCCGUGCGCUUCGAGUUAGAAGAUCUAAACAUGAGGCCGGACCCUGAGCCGCUGCUCACAGAGAUGAUCCACGCUGCUGCAUAUCGAGGCAACACGGUCGGACUGCCUCGCUUUUGUCCUAUAGACAACGUGGACAAGAUCGACAAGACAGUGCUUCACAACUACCUGCGUAGCUACUACUGUCCGGAGCGCAUGGUGCUGGCAGGAGUGGGCAUUGAGCACGAGCAGCUGGUCGAAUGUGCCAGGAAACACCUGCUGAACGCCAAGCCGGUGUGGGGAACGAGUACGGCGGCCAAUGUGGACCUUUCUGUGGCUCAGUACACGGGUGGAAUCAUCAAGAUGGAGAAGGACAUGUCAGACGUGAGCCUCGGCCCCACCCCGAUCCCAGAGCUCACCCACAUCAUGAUCGGCUUGGAGAGCUGCUCCUUCCUGGAAGACGACUUCAUCCCAUUCGCGGUGCUCAACAUGAUGAUGGGUGGAGGCGGCUCCUUCUCAGCAGGAGGACCUGGGAAAGGCAUGUUCACCCGCCUCUACCUGAAUGUGCUCAACAGGCAUUACUGGAUGUACAACGCUACCUCCUACCACCACAGCUACGAGGACAGCGGCCUGCUGUGUAUCCAUGCUAGUGCAGAUCCCAGACAGUUGCGGGAAAUGGUGGAAAUAAUAACCAGAGAGUUCAUUCAGAUGUCUGGAAACGCAGGCGAGAUGGAACUGGAGAGAGCCAAGACUCAGCUCAAGUCCAUGCUGAUGAUGAACCUGGAGUCUCGGCCGGUUAUCUUCGAGGACGUUGGUCGGCAGGUUCUCUCCACAGGAAAGAGAAAGCUGCCACAUGAGCUGUGCGACUUAAUAAGCAACGUGACAGCCAGUGACAUCAAGAGAGUGACCACCAAGAUGCUGCGCAGUAAACCGGCCGUCGCAGCCGUCGGCGACCUCACGGAGCUGCCGUCGUACGAACACAUCCAGGCCGCCCUGUCCAGCAAGGACGGACGUCUGCCCCGCAUGUACCGCCUCCUACGAUAGACCGCCGCCGCCGGCUGUAAAAUAAACUGGACUGGAAAAUUAUACUAGUGUUCCCUCCCGACACAGAAGUCAGCACAGCUCACUCUGGGAGGGGACUAAUACCUGGGCUUCAAUCCCAAACACCUCUGAGAAAGGAGGGGUUUUAAAGAAACAAUCCAUUGUACUCUCCAGCAACAUUAGGCUGGAGAAUUUGUAUUUAUUGUUCAUGGGCAAGAAGCCAUACAUCAUUAUGUUCAAAGAUGUCUUGCAGGAGUUUGGUUUUAAAGGGACAGUUCACCCCCCAAAAACAAUUAUGUUUGUUUAUUUCCCAUUUAAAAACCCCGACCUGUUAUGAAUGAAUGAUGUUACACUGUGAAUCUUAGAAGCAAACCAUCGUAUAAAAAAAGAGAACAUCCCGGCAGUGUCUGCACUGUUACGUUAAGCCUUUGCCUUCCUCAAUUUGCAGACCUCCAACUCUCUAAAAUUCCUAUUUUUCUAGAGCAAAUGGGUGAAAACCUUAGUAUUUAUACAAAAGGACUUCAUAAUGUCCCUUCACAGCCACAGGAGACCUGAUCCACAGGAAAAAUGAAUAAAUUAAUAAUAAAGAUAAAAUUGGAAUCUUUUGUAUCAGUGACCAACUUUACUGUUUUCUCUGAAGACUGAAGUUAUGGGUUCUGUAAUUUACCUGAAAGAAACUGAAAUCUAAACAGGAAAGUGGUAUUUUUGUGUUUUUUUAUGCUAAUUUUUGAUGACCCAAAUUACAUGGGUAAAUUAAAGUAACAGUUUCACAUUUUGGCAGGAAGAUAGAUGAGAAGAUAAAUCACAUUUUUGGAUAAAUAUGAAGCCUUAGCCAUUAGCCGCUUAGCUUAGCACAAAGACUGGAAAUGGGGAAAACGCUUGGCCUAACAAAACUGGCAUCUGGAAAGCUCACUGGUUAAACAAAAAUUAAGCUUACAAAUAAAAGUUAGCGUUUCGUAGGGUCGUUCACCAUUCUAUUUCAGAACCCCGUCAAGAAACACCCUUCAGAAAACUGCAGUGUCUUGAUGAGAAGAUCUUGGUUUUUUCCCCACUGAACUUAUGCUAAGCUAACUGGCUGCCGCUUUAGCGUCGUCGUGCUACAUUCACAUGUUGGUGCAACUGGAAAAACACACUUUAUUCCAACUUUGCGGUGUUUGUUCUUUAGGCCAGGGUGGUUUGUCGUAAAGCAAACUGUGUAUUUAGCCUAAAUUUAGCUUGUUUGCUUUGCACAGAGUAUAGCUUCUUUAAUGUUAGCUGAACUGACUUAUUUAAUUUUUAUGUAACGCACAAGUUCGGAGCUAUUUUUACCACGUAGGAGAUAAUCGGAAACCUUAAGUCUGACACGGGCUUGAACUGUUUUCCCCUCUUGGCUGCUUGUAUUGACAGUUUAAACAGUGUGACAUGCACAUAAAAAUAAAUAAUGUUAGUCUUCUCAUCUAACUUUCUGCCAGAAAGAGAAUAAUCACUGUUAUUUUAAGAGACAGAUCUUUGUCUUACUGUCCGAGUGACUUUCGAGGCUCACAUCUCUUAGAGAACAUUGCAAAACAUUUAAUUCCACUGCACCCACAUAUGUGUAUUUUUAUCAUGUUUCCGUGGCUUCUGACUGCAGUGAAUGUGAACUAUGUCAACAACUGUACACAACUUGGUAAAUAAAUGUAAUUACAUGAAUUAAA
This is a messenger RNA of Stegastes partitus (bicolor damselfish), 3238 nucleotides long. It is a transcript of the gene pmpca, whose product is annotated as peptidase, mitochondrial processing subunit alpha. Gene Ontology annotation, molecular function: metalloendopeptidase activity; metal ion binding. Lineage: Eukaryota; Metazoa; Chordata; Actinopteri; Pomacentridae. Gene Ontology annotation, cellular component: mitochondrion. The record is from RefSeq and is a predicted model, not a curated record. Bases 15 to 1568 code for a protein of 517 amino acids. The transcript has 13 exons.